AUGGAGGCGGCUGGAGGCGAUGGGAGGUGGUGCGUGGUGACUGGCGGCCGCGGGUUCGCCGCGAGGCAUCUGGUGACGAUGCUGCUCCGCUCCGGCGAGUGGCGGGUGCGCGUGGCCGACCUGGCCCCCGCCAUCACGCUCGACCGCGAAGAAGAAGAGGGUUUCCUGGGUGCUGCUCUCCGCGAAGGCCAGGCCGUCUACGCCUCCGCCGACCUCCGCGACAAGGCCCAGGUCGCCAGAGCUUUUGAAGGGGCAGAAGUAGUUUUCCAUAUGGCUGCUCCAGAUUCAUCCAUCAACAACUUCCACCUUCAUUAUGCAGUCAAUGUUGAGGGAACGAAGAAUGUUAUUGAUGCUUGUAUCCGUUGCAAGGUGAAGAGACUCAUCUACACUAGUUCACCGAGUGUCGUGUUUGAUGGAGUUCAUGGAAUUUUUAAUGCAGAUGAAUCAAUGCCUUACCCUGAUAAGUUUAAUGAUUCAUAUUCAGAAACGAAAGCAGAUGCAGAAAGGCUUGUGAUGAGGGCUAAUGGUAGGGAAGGGCUUCUUACGUGCUGUAUACGCCCAAGUAGCAUUUUUGGCCCUGGUGAUAAGCUAAUGGUUCCAUCUUUGGUUGCUGCUGCAAGGGCAGGGAAGUCCAAAUACAUUAUUGGUGAUGGGAACAACUACUAUGAUUUCACCUACGUGGAAAAUGUGGCAUAUGGCCAUGUUUGUGCAGAGAAAACUCUAUCAUCUGAAGAUGGUGCAAAGAUAGCCGCUGGAAAAACCUAUUUCAUAACAAAUAUGGAGCCUAUAAAAUUCUGGGAGUUCAUGUCAUUGAUUUUAGAAGGUCUUGGAUAUGAAAGGCCUUCAAUAAAAAUACCAGUCUCUGUUAUGAUGCCAGUGGCUCAUGUUGUAGAAUGGACUUACCAGAAAUUUGCUAAGUAUGGAAUGAAAGUUCCUCAGCUGACCCCUUCAAGGAUCAGGCUGCUCUCAUGUAACAGGACAUUCAGCUGCUCAAGAGCAAAGGACCAGCUUGGUUAUGAACCUCUUGUGUCCCUUAAGGAUGGACUGAAGAGAACAGUAGAGUCGUACCCCCAUCUACAAGCUCAGAAUCAGAGGAGUAUAUCAAAGGCUUCAAUUUUCCUUGGGAAUGGAAAUCUUGCAAAAACAGUACUUUGGGAAGAUGCGAAGCAAACUGUGACAGUGCUUCUACUGUUGGCUGUUAUCUACUACCAUUUAUUUACAUGUGGUUACACCUUCAUCACAGCGAUGGCAAAGCUUUUGUCACUGACUGCUCUGUUCUUAUUCAUUCAUGGCAUGCUGCCAUCAAAUGUGUUCGGUCACAAGGUUGAGAAACUUGAGGCCUCUAAUUUUCACAUCACACAGGCACAGGCUCAUCAUAUUGCUCAUUCUAUUACUUCGUGUUGGAACUCUUUAGUCAGUUCGCUAAGAUCUCUUUGCAGAGGAAAUGAUUGGCUAUUGUUUCUCAAGGUCUCACUCUCUCUGCUGGUUGUCAGCAUCCUUAGUUCCAUGUCUUCUCAGGCUGCAUUCAAAAUAGGUACUGCUCUGGUUUUCACAGGCUUCAAAGCAUAUGAGAAAUGGGAGGACAGCAUCGACGGUGCUCCGUUCUUGCGAUGCGUGCUUCACUGUUACUUCCGCAAAGACGAGGCUGUGUUUCCUCUGCAGGCCACUACCAUCCUCUGCGAGGCUGCUGAUCCAUUUAAUGUGGCAGUUACAGGCUGA
Messenger RNA from Miscanthus lutarioriparius, 1719 nucleotides. The record is from the annotation of a GenBank genome assembly. NCBI's taxonomy places the organism in Eukaryota, Viridiplantae, Streptophyta, Magnoliopsida, Poales, Poaceae.